Messenger RNA from Cannabis sativa, 2805 nucleotides. Its product is annotated as phosphatidylinositol 4-kinase gamma 2. The record is from RefSeq and is a predicted model, not a curated record. The transcript has 2 exons. Gene Ontology annotation, molecular function: protein binding. Bases 555 to 2315 code for a protein of 586 amino acids. NCBI's taxonomy places the organism in Eukaryota, Viridiplantae, Streptophyta, Magnoliopsida, Rosales, Cannabaceae.
CAACGGCUAUAAUUCAGUUUCUCUCUCUCUCUCUCUCUCUCUCUCUCUCUCUCUCUCUCUCUCUUUACUUCUUCUCUUUAAUCAGACUACAAUUUUCUCGGACCAGAAAAUCUCGCCGAGAACACUGCGGAGAGACCUAUGACUCUUAACCCUCCAAUCUGGGUAAACAACUCAUCUCAAUUAAUCGCCACCUGAUCGCCAUGCCAGCUUUCCCUCUUGGCAAUUUAAGCUCAACUUCCAUCUCCAUUUUCCUUUGAUUCUUUUCCUUGGGUAAGAAUCCACUCUCUCCUUUUCAACUUUUCUGAAGAAAAAAAUGUUAUCUUUUUGAGAGUUUUUUCUUAGCUACCCCCCAUCACUUAGAUUGUUCGUAAUUGGGUUUUUUUUUUUCCUUUCUAUUUUCGAGUUUCGGUUGUUGUUGUUUGUGAACCCCCUGGGAUUUUUAAUUCCUUUGUGGGGUUUUCGAUUUGUGAUGUUUUUGAUUAUGGGUUUUCGUCAAGUUUGAUUGAAAGGCCGGUAAAAAGGAAUCUUUUUUAUUUUUGGGUUUGGGGGAAAAAAUGUCAGUGGAUGUUGCUUUGAGUCCGAUUCGGAAGGAAUCGGUACAUUCUUCCGGGUUUUUCGGGAGUAGGAGAGGAGGAAGACAUUCACACUGUUCGAGUGAAUCUAUUGUAAUUUAUCUCAGUGUGGCUGGUUCUGUGAUUCCCAUGCGUGUUCUGGAAUCUGAUUCCAUUGCUUCUGUGAAACUUAGGAUUCAGACUUGUAAAGGGUUUGUUGUUAAGAAGCAAAAGCUUGUGUUUGGAGGCAGAGAAUUGGCCAGGAAUGAUUCCUUGGUUAAGGAUUAUGGUGUGACUGGUGGGAAUGUUUUGCAUUUGGUUUUAAGGCUCUCUGAUCUUUUGCUCAUCACUGUUAGAACCACUUGUGGUAAGGAGUUUGAAUUCCAUGUUGAUAGGUACCGAAAUGUUAGGUACUUGAAGCAAAGGAUUUUGAAGAAAGGGAAAGGUUUUGUGGAUAUUGAUGAUCAAGAAAUCUUCUUUAAUGGUGAAAAGCUUGAAGAUCAAAGACUCAUUGAUGAUAUUAAUAAGAAUAAUGAUGCAGCUAUUCAUUUGGUGGUUCAGAAAUCUGCUAAAGUUAGAGCUAAACCCCUUGAGAAGGAUUUGGAGCUGUCUGUGGUGGCUGCAGUUCUUGAUGAGGAAGUUAAUGAGUCAGAAGAGAUCCGAUCUGAGGAGCUUCCACUUGUAACAACAACUAAGCCACCUUGUAGUGAUAGAGAUUUCUUGUUGGAACCUAUUUAUGUUAAUCCCAAGGUUAAGUUUCCGAAAUCUGUCUGGGAUAUGUUUAACUCUACAUUUGAUGGUUUGGAGAAAGGCUAUGAACCCAUCAGAUCCUCUGAGGGAACUGGAGGAACUUAUCUAAUGCAAGAUGGAUUAGGACAAGAGUAUGUUUCUGUGUUUAAGCCUAUUGAUGAAGAGCCUAUGGCUGUGAACAAUCCCCGAGGAUUACCCGUUUCUCUGAAUGGUGAAGGUCUUAAAAGAGGAACCAAGGUUGGAGAUGGAGCACUUAGAGAAGUGGCUGCCUAUAUAUUGGAUCAUCCAAGAAAUGGACCUCGAACCCCAUCGGGUGAACAGGUUAUGGGAUUUGCUGGUGUGCCUCCGACGAUCAUGGUUCAGUGCUUGCACAAAGGAUUUAACCAUCCAGAUGGGUAUGAGAGUGGACCAAAGAAUGUUAAGAUAGGAUCACUGCAGAUGUUCAAGAGGAAUGAGGGAAGUUGUGAGGACAUUGGUCCCGGAGCCUUCCCAGUCGAGGAGGUGCAUAAGAUCACUGUCUUUGACAUAAGGAUGGCCAAUGCAGAUAGGCAUGCUGGAAACAUUCUGCUGAGUAAAGGAGAAAAUGGUCAAACUGUGCUCAUUCCAAUUGAUCAUGGAUACUGUCUGCCUGAUAGCUUUGAAGAUUGCACAUUUGACUGGCUUUACUGGCCACAGGCACGCCAAGCCUAUUCUCCUGACACCGUCGAGUACAUAAACUCAUUAGAUGCUGAAAGAGAUAUUUCUCUUUUGAAAUACUAUGGUUGGGACAUUCCUCUUGAGUGUGCCCGAACACUUCGUAUUUCCACUAUGCUUCUAAAGAAAGGAGUAGAGAGAGGCUUAACUCCUUUCGCCAUUGGAAGUAUCAUGUGUAGAGAAAAUGUAAAUAAGGAAUCUGUCAUUGAGGUGAUUGUUCAAGAAGCGUGGGAUUCCUGUCUCCCGGGCAUGAGUGAAACAGCAUUUCUUGAAGUUGUCUCUGAAAUCAUGGAUUCCCGGCUUGACAAACUCGCGAACUAGUUUAUCAUACUUCUUACAAAAAAAAAAGUAUAUAUAUUUAUAUGCUUUUGUGUACUAAAAUUAAAAUGACCAGUUCAUUUUUUAGAUGUAACUGCUGGUCAUAUCUGUAAUGGUGGAUCCUUACUUGUUCCACCGAAACAAGCGUCUUUGACUUCUGUCAACAACUCCUGCUUGAGAUUGUAAUUUGGGGUGUUGAAACAGAGGUGUAAAGAUCAUAAAAUAAGAUGUAUUAUGCUCAGAUAUAUGGAUUUGCAGGGUUUGUAAUAUGAUCUCUUUGUAAUAUAUAGUAUAAUGUAAUGUACAUAAAUCUGAGCCCCUAUUUCAGAUUCAAAGCUCAUAAAGAAGAGAAAAAAAGGAGCUUUGUAAGUUGAUAUUGGAGGGCAUGGACAACCGUGAUUUAAGGUUUGUCUGUCUAUCACGGGUUGUAAUAUAGUGUGGUGUUUCAAAUUUUAAUUAUUAUAAUAAAAAUAAUUAUGUCAUUUGAAAUUUA